Molecule: messenger RNA, 1479 nt
Organism: Dermacentor silvarum
Lineage: Eukaryota; Metazoa; Arthropoda; Arachnida; Ixodida; Ixodidae
Exons: 1
Coding region: 1-1317 (438 amino acids)
Biological process (GO): DNA integration
Molecular function (GO): nucleic acid binding
Source: RefSeq, a predicted model, not a curated record
AUGUGCAAGGAAACUGAUCAGUUUCAAGUCAAUGUGCUGGAAUUUGUUUCAGCCUCAGAAGCGCGUCUAAAAAGUAUUCUCGCAGCAACAAACAACGAUACCGUUCUCUCCCAGCUGCGGGAAUAUGCGCUGACCAGUUGGCCUGACAACAAGCACGAGGUUCCAGAAGUAAUCCGCCCCUACUGGCCUUAUCAGGAGGAGAUACACGCACAGGAUGGUCUUCUAUUUCGCAGCAACAAGGUGAUCAUACCAAGUUCGAUAAAAGCAGAAAUAUUGGCUCUUUUGCACGUCGCACACCCCGGUGCCGAUAAGAUGAAGGCACGGGCACGAAGCGUCAUGUUCUGGCCCUGCAUGGCAAGCGACAUAGAGCAAUUUUGCCGAAACUGCAAAGUGUGCCAGAAGCAUCAGCCACGAAACGCAAAGAUGCCGCUUUUGAGCCAUGAAGUUCCAAACUUGCCCUGGGAAGCUGUAGGAAUGGACCUAUUCUUUUACGGGGGCCGACAGUUUGCCAUUAUUGUCGACUUCUAUUCCUUCUUUUUUGAAAUAAAGGAAUUUCGCCACACCACUGCUAACCAGCUGAAGUCUUGGUGCGCCGAACUUUUUUCGGUUCAUGGAUUACCGCUUAAGCUGUGCAGCGAUAACGGGCCGCCAUUCAACAGCACAGAAUUCAAAGACUUUUUAUAUGGGCUCGGCAUUAACCACGUAACGUCAAGCCCAUAUCAUCCACGGUCCAAUGGUAUGACGGAGAGGGCCGUGCAAGAAGCCAAAAAACUACUAAAGAAGUGUUCUCUUAGAACGCCAGAUUUCCACAUGGCUCUGCUUGAAUGGCGUAAUACUCCACGCGAUGCUGUUUUGAAGUCCCCUGUGCAGAGACUGAUGGGAAGGCAGACGAGGACCCUGCUGCCUGUACCCGCAAGCCACCUGGUGCCGGAGAUUGUGCCCAACCGAGCCGUCCAUAACCGUCUCCAGGAAAUCCGCCAACGCCAGAGGAUCUACUACAACCGCCACUCCAGGAACCUGCCACCCCUGUCUCCUGGCCAGAGAGUGACUGCAUACGAUACCCAUGAGAAGACCUGGGCACCUGCGGUCUUUCUGAGGCCAGCUGAGACGCCGCGCUCCGUGGUGCUGAAGACUGAAGAGGGCCACGAAAUUAGGCGCACUCGUGAACAUCUGCGAGACGCGCCUUCACAUCCCGAAGAGAAUCCUUGUGCUGGGUCCGAACGACUAGACGACGCCCAGCCCGCCCAAGAGCUACGUAGAAGCACAAGGCCACGCCGGGAGCCUUGCCGCUACCCCCAACCAGAAAGACCAUUGUAAUUAUUUGCUUCCCUAAGAAAGGGAAGAUGUAGCAUGGCUGAGUCACUCUGACGUCAACAGCCAUUUUGUUAAAAUCACGUGACCUGUUACGUCACAAUUCUUUCCUAUAUGUACUUCGUUCCAACCGCAAUAAACGUUGUUCGUCACCCGACUGCCGGCCCG